AUGGCGGUGCAGGUUCUAAGUGGUUUCGGUUACGAUCCUCGAACUAAUGAGUACAAGGUUGUUAGAAUCGUGUAUACACUUAACAACCAUGGAGAAAUCCAAGUAUACACUCUUGGCAGUGGAAAUGGGUGGAGAAACAAGGGGAUAGUCGACAGUUAUUUCAAUUCAAUAUAUGGUGUCUUUGCUAAUGGAGCUCUCCAUUGGCUAGAUUCAUCACAAAAGAAGAUAAUGGCUUUCAAUUUGUCAGAUGAGAAUUUCCAUGUCCUCCCAGCAGGACCAUUUUUGUUUCCUAGUUAUUAUCAGUUUUUGUUUCUCAGAUCAUGGGGAGAGCCGUUAUAUGGUGUCGGAACCGGUCAUCAAUGUUUCGAUGUAUGGUCUUUGAGGAGUACAUUGUCAUUAGAGGGAAUUGCUAAUAAUACAGCAGCAACUACCUAUAAUGAGUAUGGGUCUUGGGAUUGGGAUACUCAUUCUUCUGGCUAUUCACCAUUUGCUGUCACGAAGAGUGGUUUAGUUUUAAUGUGGCAUUGGGAUACUCUUUCCGGGACAAACACGCUAUGUUAUUAUGACCCCGCAACGAAAUCUGCAAUGUCUUUAGGCGGUGGUUUGAAUAACUGUCUCGAAGUAAUUCCUCAUAUGAACAGCUUUGUUUCUCUGAAAGAUCUUGGAGAAACGAAAUGUAAGAAAAGAAAGAAAGGAAUUUCAGGGGUUGGUGUGAAGGAUCAUCAGAUCCAUUUAUAG
Messenger RNA from Papaver somniferum (opium poppy), 738 nucleotides. RefSeq lists its product as uncharacterized. Lineage: Eukaryota; Viridiplantae; Streptophyta; Magnoliopsida; Ranunculales; Papaveraceae. The record is from RefSeq and is a predicted model, not a curated record. The coding region runs from base 1 to 738 and encodes 245 amino acids. The transcript has 2 exons.